AUGACCUGCCGUGCCUACACCACCACCAACGACUGGGACAUCAACGACAGCGCUAUACCGAGGAUCGACGAGUACGAUCCUUUCAGCGAAUGGGCGGACGGCCAUUGCCGAUUAGUAUACAGGGCGGACAGCGAGGAGGCCAAGAGGCACUCCUCGGGCUGGGCCAUGCGGAACACCAACAACCACAACGUGCACAUCCUGAAGAAGAGCUGCCUGGGGGUGCUGGUGUGCUCUUUGAGGUGCACCCUGAGCAAUGGGGACACGGUGCACCUGAGGCCGGCCAUAUGCGACAAGGCCAGGAAAAAACAACAAGGUCUGUUCGGUGUGAAAAAUGCUUUCCCGACCCAUAUAUCGUGUUUCCAACACUCGUUGCACUCGAAAACCGAACUCAAUACCUGUUACUCACCACAACAACCUGAUGCUCACUCGAGACAACAUGUUGCUAGCUCAAAACAAUCUGUUGUUCAGGUUGCUCACUCACAACAACUUGUUGCUCGUUCACAACAACCUUUUGCUCACUCUCUUACUACCUGUCGAUCCGGAAAACCACUUCCUGGCCCUCUUUAUCGCUAUUCCAGUAAUUCUUGUUCUCGAAAACCCUACACAACACCUGUUGCUUGGAAAACCCUACCCGGGCUGCCAGUGCAUGGACCCCCAAAUCGAAUUUCCACUACUAUUUGCUCUCGAAAACCUCACCCAAUACCUGGUGCUCACUCGCAACAGUCUGUUUCUGACUCACAACAACCUGUUGAUUACUCACAACAACCUGUCGCUGCCUCACAACAACCUGUUGCUAGUUCACAACAACCUGUUGCUCGUUCACAACAACCUGUUGCUCGUUCACAACAACCUGUUGCUCGCUCCCUAACAACCUGGAAGCCGUGUCCGAACCGGCAAUGCACGGGCCGGCUGGAGAUCCUGCCUUGCAGGGGCCACUGCGGCUACCCGGUGACCCACUUCUGGCGGCACACCGAGCACGCCAUCUUCUUCCAGGCGAAGGGGAUGCACGACCACCCCCGGCCGGAGGCGAAGAGUACGUCAGAAGCGCGGAGGACGUUGGGGACGGGCCGAAGGGUGCGAGGUCUGGCAGUCUUGCUGGCCAAGGAGGCGGCAUUGGGGAAUAAGUUGAUGUCUUUGAGAGAACCAAAACGACAAUGUAGAGAAAUAACGAAUCAAGUCCCAAGAAAUAUAAAUCCUCAGGUGAUAAUAUCGGAUACUGAAAAAGGGUAUUGUUCCUGUCCACCCUUCGAAUGCAUCUGCAGCUACCAACAGCCAUUCAUAACCUCCGUCAACCCCUACCCCACGUCUCCCACCUCCUACCAACAACCCCAAAUGGUCGAACCCUACUGGCCCCCCGAAACGCCCCAACAGCAACCCUACCAAACGGACCUCGCCCCCCUCAACCACCAAUACGACUUCCCCAACAUCCCCACGGACCUUUUCCAGCCCGAAGAGAUCUUCCAGUUGGACCACCCGACCAAACCGGACUACGUACCGGUCAACCAGAACCCGGACUUGGCGUCCAGGAGUCCACCUACCCUGCUGGACCUAGGCAGCGGCACCAUCCACAAAGAGUUCAAGACGGAGGACUACUGGAGCCCCAGCAUCAGCAACAUGCUGAACGACGACAGCAACGCCAGCAGCAACAGCAACAGCAGGUUCAAUUUGAGCCAGAGUCCGGAUAACAGCCAGGUCUUGCUCAACAAUAACCUGCCGCAGGUCGAUCACACCCUGUAUUUGGACCCAAAAGUAGCUGAAAGUCACUUUCCGAUGCAGAAGAGCCACUACUAUCCCCAAAGCUCUAGCUAUGAAUUGCCGGAGAGCAAAGCUGCUUACGCAGUGGAAGAGAAGUGCUUUCCUAGCUUCGAGACCUACCAGACCCCCAAAACCUAUUCUAAGUCAAUCUACCCCGAUGAGUAUAUCGAUCUCACACAGUACAACGAGUACAACCAAUUGUUCAAUGUGUACGACAAUAGCAAAGCUAGUAGCGAAAGUAGUUCAAUGUUCAAUGAUCUCGAUUUUAGGAUCUCGACUAACCCUAGCUGCGCCCCUAGUAUUACUAAUUUGCAUAGCUAUAGUCAUGACUCUUUCGAUGUGAUUCCCCACCAAUAA
This is a messenger RNA of Phaedon cochleariae (mustard beetle), 2112 nucleotides long. NCBI's taxonomy places the organism in Eukaryota, Metazoa, Arthropoda, Insecta, Coleoptera, Chrysomelidae. The record is from the annotation of a GenBank genome assembly.